AUGCUUAUUAACAGGGCUCCCAUAGUUGCCAAAUGUGACCGGAAACGGAUUCUUUCCUCUUGGGCUCCAUACUGUGGUCAUGUGAUUCCAACCGAGUUCGAGGUUGAAUUUUGGAAAGUGCGAUAUCUUACGUCCCGUCAAUUUGUUGAGAAGUUAUCCAAGGAGCUUGGAGUAUGCGGCGUUGUCACAGGAAAAAACUACCGCUUUGGAUACAGAGCUGCUGGUGAUGCAUCGGAGCUGGUGAGGCUGUGCAAGGAGUUUGGUAUGGAGGCUUACAUCAUAAAUCCUGUCAUGGACAUGAAUCAAGACUCCAGAAACAUAGACUCUAGUGAUUCAAAGGAGCAGGGGCAAGUCUCAUCUACUCGUGUUCGUCAUGCCCUUUCCAAGGGAGAUAUGAAGUAUGUGUCUGAGCUUUUGGGUCGCCAACAUCGUCUUAUGAUGGUGGUAAACGACCAGGAUAGGUCUACUAGCAAUAAAAGCUGGGUAUCGGCUCCAAAGUCUUGUUUGUUAAAUCUUCCACCGAAGGAGGGUCAUUAUGAGAACUGUUCUCUUUUGAUUGAUGACAAGAAUGUUGUACCAUGCAGGGUAAUCAUUGAUGCGACACAUGUUCAUUUGGAACUGGAUGAGGUAAGUACCUGUACUUAUAUUACUUCUCAAGGCUUACAGUGCUUGGGUAUUGAUUUUGGUGAUUGAGGAGCUUGAUGGUGUUUAAAUUUGUGUCUCCAUUUUGUUUAUUUCUCAGUCAAAUGGUUCCCAGGUUAUAAGCCAUUCAUGUAUUAAUGUGAAUAGGAUAACAUCUUUUGCUGAGGCAAGGGGACACUUAUCUUAGUAUGAGUUGGUGACAGCUAGUAUUUUUACUUACGCAUUGAUUCGAGGAUGUCUAAUGCUCUGGUUCCAAUUACAUGUGCUUCAUAUAUGGUAGCCUUUGUAGAUGGCCAUUGGAGUGGGAGAGCAAAUUGACAUGUGUAGCCAUGGAUUGGACGUGGUAUUUGGAAGAUUGGUCGAUCAUCAAUUAUGGCCUUGCUUCCUCCACAAGACUAAGUCUCUAGUGAGGGGUUGCAAUCAUAACCAUUAUUUGGUAAUUGGAAGAUCAUCCAAUUACACCUAAUGGAAGGGGAGUCAAAUCCCCUUUUUGUAUAUUCUUACCUGCCUUACUUGCCUUCUUUCUUUCUUUUUUUCUUUUCCCUUUGUGUACCUUAAAGUUUCACUCAUUUCUUGGUCCAGGAGCAUUGAUGCUUCGUUGGGUAAGUUCGAAACUUAUUGCUUGCAUUUGUAAGCUUUUUACAUGUUUGCGCAUGUAUGCAGAAUGCUUAUUUUUGACAUAUUGUGGAACUUAUGCAAAUGCAAAACUACUGUUAUCUUUUUGUGGGA
This is a messenger RNA of Ilex paraguariensis (yerba mate), 1371 nucleotides long. The record is from the annotation of a GenBank genome assembly. Lineage: Eukaryota; Viridiplantae; Streptophyta; Magnoliopsida; Aquifoliales; Aquifoliaceae.